This is a messenger RNA of Notothenia coriiceps (black rockcod), 510 nucleotides long. RefSeq names its product mitochondrial ribosomal protein S11 (gene mrps11). The coding region runs from base 76 to 510 and encodes 144 amino acids. Gene Ontology annotation, molecular function: structural constituent of ribosome. The record is from RefSeq and is a predicted model, not a curated record. NCBI's taxonomy places the organism in Eukaryota, Metazoa, Chordata, Actinopteri, Perciformes, Nototheniidae. Gene Ontology annotation, biological process: translation. Gene Ontology annotation, cellular component: ribosome. The transcript is spliced from 5 exons.
GAUGUACAGUACCUUCAAUGUCACAUUUGUUGUGUGUAAAGUAGCUACCUGUCUUGCAGCUAACUUGUCGCAAACAUGUAUAAAUUAAACUGUAUAUUAGUUAGUUCUGUGAGUACCGUAUGCCGACAGCUUGCUGCCUCCGUAAAUGCAAGUGGAAGUUCCCUAUGUGGAGGCACUGCCUUGCAGCGGACCGUUUGUUCCAGUGCCGUCAGACUUCAGGAGGCAGCUUCCAGCACAGAGGCCAGGAAAACCUCCUCCAAAGACUUCAGCAUCUUCCCCCCGAUGCCGGGCUAUGACUCGUCCCUGAGAUGGGGGGGCAAGAAGUUCGAAGAGUUACCCAUCGUUCACGUAAAAGCGACGUACAACAACACACACAUCCAGCUGACGGAGAGCGGGGGUCAGUCUCUGGUCCGGACGUCCUGCGGCACCGAAGGCUUUAAGAACAUCAAGAAGUCCACGCCGGUCGCUGCUCAGACCACGGGAAUCUCUGCUGCUACCGAGUCUCACUGA